Rhea pennata is the source of this 1581-nucleotide messenger RNA. RefSeq names its product TIMELESS interacting protein (gene TIPIN). The record is from RefSeq and is a predicted model, not a curated record. NCBI's taxonomy places the organism in Eukaryota, Metazoa, Chordata, Aves, Rheiformes, Rheidae. The transcript has 8 exons. Gene Ontology annotation, molecular function: DNA binding. Gene Ontology annotation, cellular component: replication fork protection complex; nucleus. Gene Ontology annotation, biological process: DNA replication checkpoint signaling; replication fork arrest; DNA damage response. Bases 261 to 1112 code for a protein of 283 amino acids.
GAGCUCGCCGCCUCCUCAGAGGCCGGUGCCGGCGGAGCUGCCUGCGCUCCCCGGUGGCUAAAGCCGCUCGGGAGACAACUUUUCCCUUGGAGAGGGAGCAGUUCGGAGCCGCGUGUCUGUGGCGAGGCUGGGUCAUCGUAAGCCCUGGCGGGCCGGUGUGCCAGAGCCUCUGAAAUUACCUGUGCUAACGCGGCUGGGAAAGGGGAAUCCUCCUGCAGACUGCAUUUCUGAGUGGGAGGAAAAAAAGUUAAUCUGUGGCAAUGAUAGAUCCUUUAGAGAACAAUUUGUUUGAUCUUCCUGAUUAUGAGAAUACAGAAGAUGAAAUUUUUCCACCUCUUCCACCUCCUACCUCUCCAGGAAAAGAUGCUGACUGGGCUCUAGCUAAUGGAGAACCAGAUGGUAACCAGCAGUCACAAACAAAGGAUUCUUCCGUGACUAUACGGAAAUCUGUUAGAAGACCAAUACCUAAACUAGAUGCCCAAAGAUUAGUUUCUGAAAGAGGACUUCCUGCCUUAAGACACAUAUUUGACAACACAAAAUUCAAGGGUAAGGGGCAUGAGGCAGAAGACCUGAAGACACUUAUACGACAUAUGGAACAUUGGGCCCAUAGAUUAUUUCCAAAAUUGCAAUUUGAUGAUUUUAUUGACAGAGUAGAGUCUUUGGGAAACAAAAAGGAAGUUCAGACCUGUCUAAAGCGAAUUAGACUUGAUCUUCCUAUUUUGCAUGAAGACUUCAAAAAUAAUGAAGAUGGUGGAGGGGAAAGCAAUGGACUAGAUAUAGGCACUGAAGACAUGCAUCCCUGCUCUGGGAAUCUAAGAGAAGAACUGGAUUCUCCCUCUGGUACAACUCUCACGGAGGAGCAACAACAGCGAAUCAAAAGGAACAGGCAACUAGCCUUGGAACGCAGACAAGCAAAGAUGCAGUGUAACAGCCAGUCACAACAAAGUGUAGAGCUUUCUGCUAGUUACCCAGAAGAGGAGGUGUUUAAUACUGCAGCUGCUCAGAAUCUGGCUGACCUUACGGAAGACACUCAAGUUACUGCAACCAAGUUUGCUGUUGCAGAUGCUGAGGACAGAGAUACAGAAUUGGAAUAUGCCAGAGAAAAGCAAUAGCCUUUCCAUGUACUUUGAAUGACUUUAAGACAAAGAUCCCAACAUUGUAAGUUCUAUCAUUAUAUGCAGAUGUCACCAGCUCUUUCCACUCUGACUCUGGAAGCUGCAUGGAAGUUGAUGUCUGCACAGGUGGACAGAACUUCAUUUUCUUGUGUGAAAACGAGCAACUCCAUCCAUUGGGAAACAGAAGAGAAAUAGAUUUGAGACAGUUGAUCUUCUUCGGUAGUGACAUUCUUUAGGAAAUGUUACUGUUACCUUUUCUGACCUUUUCUGAUUUUUUUUUUAAUUAUUGAUAUAAAAGUGAAUUAGCUGGGGUGUUGGUAGAUCAGGUUUAUAUUCAAGGUUUUAAAAUAGAGGAUGGUACUAUGUAUGAACCAGAUGUCCUGCAUUUUGUAAUUCACUUAUCAAAUACCUGUAUCUUGUUCUUAUAAAAUGGAAGCUAUUAAAUUUCAGAACUCAAACCUGAAAA